Molecule: messenger RNA, 405 nt
Organism: Branchiostoma floridae (Florida lancelet)
Lineage: Eukaryota; Metazoa; Chordata; Leptocardii; Amphioxiformes; Branchiostomatidae
Exons: 4
Coding region: 1-405 (134 amino acids)
Source: RefSeq, a predicted model, not a curated record
AUGAAGUUGGUACUUGGCUUGGUCGUUCUUGCUGUCGGCGCGCACGCCAUGACCAUCGUGACUGUCAGCACCCCGGAACCGAAGGUCGAGGCUAGUGUUGGGGGUUCCGCGGAACUCAAGUGUGAGUUUGACAUCCAACCGAACUCUACACAGCCUCCUACUAUCGCCUGGUUCAAGAGUACCGACUUCGCGCGUUACUGGUGUACCGUAGCGGAGUGGGGUGCGCGUACGGAGUUGGGAGUGGACGCCAAGUCAGUCCUGCUGACUGAAACUGGCCAUUCCCAACACGCCAUUGACAUUUCCGUUUCCGGUGAGAGGGAAGUGGAGGAAGGUGCUGAUGUGGAGAUGACGUGUCAGUGUCAUGGUUGCCACUACCCAACAUUCGACUGGUUCAAGGUGGGAUAA